GAAGCUGAUGAUGUCUACAAGUUGGGGAUGGCCUUGUUUGUUAUGGGCGUCCUCACUGGUAAGGAGGAGAAGACUGUCGUUCCUCCUUUUGUGAUAAGAAUGGUUGAUAACCUUCCAUUCUUCUACGAGUAUCCCUGGGGAAAGAUUUCUUACACCAAGCUGAUGGAAACUUGUAACAAGGAUUACUUGGAUGUGAAGAAUAAGAUGUUGAAAAAGAUUGAGAAGGGAGUAACUCAAAAGGAGGCAAAAUACUCAGCCUACGGCUAUGCUGCAGCGUUGCAGUAUUGGGCAUACGAGGCCAUAUUACAGCUGGGCAACGAGUAUGCAGUGAGGAGGUCGCAUGGCUUUCCGAGAAUGGUCAACUGGGAGAGUAAGCCGAACACUACACUCGGGAAGGAUGAAGUGACCAGAUUAUUUGCUAAAAAUUUGACAGUGUACUCCGUGUUAUGUCCUCGGCCGAACGAGAUUGAGUUUGUGAGUUACAUAACCGGGGUCGGCCUACGGUAUUUGUUGACUUGGAGGAACUUGUGUUGGGUGAGGAUGGGCAACCAACACAGGAUGCUUUGCGAAGCCAGGCCGAAAAGCUUGCCUCCACAUUGGAAGAACGAGCGGAGGCAGCCCGAAUAUUUAAAGACUCUACACCACCUCCACCGUCUCCUCCACGUGCACCGCCUGCAGUUCCAGAUGGGUCUGGUGUUGACCCAUCUCCAGCUUCAGUUCCUGAUGGGUCUGGUGUUGACCCAUCUGCAGCUUCAGUUCCUGAUGGGUCUGGUGUUGACCCACUUCCAGCAUCACAGGAUCCUCCUGUUCCCCCGACAGCUUCUAUUCCCAGCACCUCGGAGGCUCGCGAUCCAGUAUACCCUGCCAUUUUGGCAAGGUUGGAGACUGUGGAGAGGGGGCAGGCCGCUCUGCGAAGAGGACAAACAGCGAUUAUGGAUCAGUUGAAGACCAUAAUGAUGCUCCUGCAAGAUCCUGGAAGGCCGGCAGCAGAUUCACAGCCACAGCCACAGCCACAGCCACAACCGGA
Cannabis sativa is the source of this 1027-nucleotide messenger RNA. RefSeq lists its product as uncharacterized. NCBI's taxonomy places the organism in Eukaryota, Viridiplantae, Streptophyta, Magnoliopsida, Rosales, Cannabaceae. The transcript has 2 exons. The coding region runs from base 28 to 945 and encodes 305 amino acids. The record is from RefSeq and is a predicted model, not a curated record.